GACGUAGACAAACGUUCUAAGCUAGACAUGAAUAAUCAACCCAUAACAUCGAUUACGUUUUCGACAAUCUGUUAACUUUUAAAGAGACAGAAACAAAGUUUAGACAUUCUGUGACAGAAAUAAGUAAAAGUACGAUCCAGCUACAGUCUGCUGUCAAAUCUUUAACAGUGAAAUUGUUUAUUUAGUCUAAGAUGCACAAUAUAGUCCUCAUAAAAACGUCUACAUGUUGGCUGUCACCGUCAGAAAGAAAAAUUACACAGGUAGUCAGAAAUUGUUUCAUGAUCAUCAUACCACUGGAGGUCUCACUGCAACUGCAGAAGGGAUGAGUCUGGGUAAAAGGAGGGGAUGACAGACUUGAGAUAAUGCAGUUAGCAAGACUUCGUAGCCUAAUAGAGCUGUAGUCAGGAGAGAGAGACUUGCCAAACCUUCAAAUCAUCCAAGCUGAUUUAUCAUAGGCCAUUAAUUAUUAGCAUUUUUUUUUACAUUUUGAGUAAAGUACAAGGUCACAAUUUGAUUGUUGCUUUAUCCUAGUUAACGUGCUUUGUAUUGAAGUCUUUCGGAAUUGGGUGGAGAUCAAACGGUGACCAUGGCCUCGGAGUCGGAGACGAAUAAACGGCUCUUGCUAGAUGUCCUGACCAGACCUGGAAACGAUGCAUGUGCGGAUUGUGGCAAUGCAGAGCCAGACUGGGCGUCGGUGACUUUGGGUGUAUUUGUGUGCCAGGGCUGCUCUCUCCUCCACAGAGGCAUCCCCCACAUCAGCAGGGUCAAGUCCGUCCAGCAGGAGUCAUGGGAGGCCUCAGAGGUGGAGCUCAUGGCUGCCAUGGGUAACGAAGCUGCCAAAGCUAAGUAUGAACAGAAGGUUCCAGCAUUCUACUACAGACCCAAACACACAGACUGCAAGCUACUGCGGGAGCAAUGGAUCCGAGCCAGGUACGAGAGGAACGAGUUUGAGUUCAUCGAGAAACAGGAGCCUUACUCUGCAGGGUACAGAGAGGGGUUUCUAUGGAAACGGGGCCGAGACAACGGUCAGUUCCUCAGUCGGAAAUUCAUCCUGUCGGAACGAGAGGGGGCGCUCAAGUACUUCAGCAAGCAGGAGUUUGUGUAUCUCCCCCAGGCGCGGGACCCCAAGGCGGUGAUGAAGAUUGAAACUCUCAACGCUACGUUCCAACCGGCUAAGAUAGGCAACCCCUACGGCCUGCAGAUCACCUACCUUAGAGACAACAGCACCAGGAACAUCUUUGUGUACCACAGCGACUCUAAGGAAAUGGUGGACUGGUUCAACGCUAUCAGAGCUGCCAGGUUUCAUUACCUUCAGGUGGCCUUCCCUGGAGCCAGUGACGAGGAGCUGGUGCCCAAACUGACACGUAGCUUCAUGAAGGAGGGCUUCAUGGAGAAAACAGGCCCAAAACACACAGAGGGCUUUAAGAAGAGGUGGUUCACCAUGGAUGACAGGAGACUCAUGUACUUCAAAGAUCCUCUGGAUGCCUAUGCGAGGGGAGAGGUUUUCAUCGGCAGUAAGGAGAACAGCUACACCGUGCUCCCGGGCCUUCCCCCUUCCACCCAGGGCUACCACUGGAACCAUGGCAUCACCAUAGUAACACCAGACAGGAAGUUCCUGUUUGCCUGCGAGACGGAGGCGGAGCAGAAAGACUGGAUCACUGCUUUCCAGAGGGUUAUCAACAGACCCAUGAGACCACAGGAGUACGCAGUGGAGGCCCACUUCAAACACAAGCCCUGAGACUGGAGCUAGAGCUGUCGGUCUACUGGACUAAGACCAGAACAGACAGGAUUUCUCUACAGAGACCCCAGAAUAAGUCUAUGGGGUUCUAGUGUACCUUUACAGAGGGAGCAAGAUGGUAGACAUGGAAGAAAUGCAUCCGAGAGGAGAGGGGUAUCAAUAGAAAACACUUUCUUCUCCACCUCUCCUGACCUGAUGCCCAAACCUGGGGUUAGAGGUCAGGGGGUUUGAGAGGAGAGAAAAGGACACAGAAACAUCAACACCCCUGCUGCUGCUCUCCACAUCGACCCUCCAGACUGCACCCCCUGCUCUAAGUGUUGUGAUCAGCAUCCCUUGUUGUAUACUAAGGAGUCAUGUUCGCCAUGUUUGUUGAGAGCAGUACUGUCAUUUUAAUUAUUGAUUUGACACUUUUGAUGCCAGUGGAUUUAUGCAAUUUCUCAGAUUGUUCUGCAUAAUCUGCACACAUUUAACUUUCAAGGUGCUGACAACCUAUGCUUCUGUACACGGUUAGGGUUUUACUCAUCAUGGCAGUUAUUUAUGUUUGAAAUGCAAAUGUAAAUAUUUUGAAUCUCAGUGAAUGCUGCUUCAUGCAACAGGAUUGUAAAAUGUAUUUAAUAUCAUACUGUAUCCAGUACCAUUCAAAUGUUUGGACACACCUACUCA
Molecule: messenger RNA, 2401 nt
Organism: Oncorhynchus kisutch (coho salmon)
Lineage: Eukaryota; Metazoa; Chordata; Actinopteri; Salmoniformes; Salmonidae
Product: arf-GAP with dual PH domain-containing protein 1
Exons: 10
Coding region: 587-1738 (383 amino acids)
Biological process (GO): positive regulation of GTPase activity
Cellular component (GO): plasma membrane; intracellular membrane-bounded organelle; cytoplasm
Molecular function (GO): GTPase activator activity; phosphatidylinositol bisphosphate binding; phosphatidylinositol-3,4,5-trisphosphate binding
Source: RefSeq, a predicted model, not a curated record